AUGGCCGAGCGGCGCGCGGGCGCCAAGGGCCGGCGCUUGGGCUCCAGCCGGCGCCGGCAGCUGCGGGAGCCGCCGGCGGAGCCCCGCGCGGAGCAGGAGGUGCCGGACUUCCCGCGGGUGCGUGAGCAGGAGCACGGGGCGUUCGUCCCCCGCGCCGACCUGCAGAUCAUCCCAUCCCAUCCCACAGCAGGGCAGGCGCUGGGCUCGCAGCCGGUGACCCACGAGCACCACACGCYGGGAACGGCCUCCCCGGAGGAGCGCCCGGGCCCCGGCGCAACCUCAUCCGAGGGGGUGGAUGGCGAGGGGCACRAGCACUUCAGUGCUUUCAUGGAGCAGCUGGGCAUGGAUGACGUCCUGGAAGACCGGGAACUCUGGGAGCUCUGGGAGAAGCUGUGGCAGGACAAGCCCUGGCUCCUGGGCAACCUGGAGGACUUCUUGGCCAAGAUGAGGUGGCGCAUCCAGGAGGCCAAGAGCGAGAGGGAGGCCUUGGAGGUCCUCCUGAACCAGCGCGUGGCCGAGCACAGCAGGGAGGUGCAGCAGCUCUGCGAGGCCCUGGAGCAGCAGAUGCGCCGGGAGACGCAGCGGCUGGAACAAGAGAGCUCGGCCCGGAGCCUCCAGCAGGGCACGGAGCUGUGGCAAGCACUGGACCUGCGCGAGAGCCAAGUGCAGCGGCUGCUGUCAGCGCAGGCAGAGCUGGAGACGCGGUGCCGCAGCCUGCGCCGCUCGCGCGACGCCGCCGGCACCGAGAAGCAGCGCCUGGAGCGGAGCAACCGGCGGCUGCAGGAGCGGCUGCAGCGCGUCCGCCUGCAGCUCCGCGACACCCAGGGGCGCCUGCGCGCAGCUCGGGACGCCGCGGCGCGCACCGCCGGGGACGUGUCGGGUUUGGAGGGGCAGCGCAGGGGUUUAAGCGUGCGGGCGCUCGCAGAGGCCGCGGAGCUCGCGUUCACGCUGGGCAGGACCGUGGACGCGGGUCUGGGACCUCUGGGUGCAGCUCAGCCCCAGGAAGGGAUGCCAGGACAGAUGGUCGCUUCCAAGGCACGUGUGAUUCCUAUGGGACACGUCCCAACACGAGGGACUCAGGCACAUGACGAGGCCACCCCUGGUGCUGGGACUCCUGAUCUGGGAGCAUCGCAGGGAGCCUUUGCUGGCGUCUCUAGCCAGGUGCUAGAGAGGACCCAGGGAGAAGGGGCUCAUGCGUGUUCACCACCAAGGGAGGCGGCUCUGAAAUCAGAAAACCCUCCAGCCAAAAUCAUGCAUCCAGAAUUGUUGACUCAGGCGUGGGGGGCUUUGGAUGGGGACGAAAUCCAGGGAAGAGGUGCUGAUCUAGAGGUGUCUUCACUGGAGGCUCCUAAGGCCGAAGUCACGUGGGGGGACGGGGCCAGCGCAGAUGUGCUGGAGGAGCCUAAGGAAGUGAUGAGGAGGCAGAACACCAGCCCUGCUCCGUACCCGUCCAACACCCGCGGAGCAGAAAGGCUGCAGGGAGAGGGGACUGAUGCAGAGGUGAGGCCUCCUGAUGGAGCCUGUGAUCUAGAUGUGGAGCAGGGGGCAAACCAUGARGCGGGCAAGCGAUUUUGGGGCCAAAUGGAAGGUUUCCAGCUAAAGCAGGGCGGUGAAGCUGGCACAGCCUCACGCAUUUCAGAGAUGCCGUUACCAUCCAGGGGGAGAAGGCAGGCAACACUGAUGCAAGAGGAUGUUCUCAUUCCAGAUGUGACCCCGCUAGGUGCUUCAGGACAGGAGCAGGUCUCAACACAAGCAGAUAAGGUGAGGCCAGAUGUUGCUCCCGAGCAGCUGCUGCCRAAGGAGAAGCUGCUGCAGGUGAUGGAAUUGGAGCAGGCAGCUGCUGAACCUCCAAAAGGGGAGGUGGCACCAGUGUCUACCCUUCGGCCGAGUGUCCAAUGCAAGGACAACAUGGGGAGCAAUCCCAUGGGGACACCUGGAGAGAGCCCGCUGAGGGACACAGCCAAUAGUGGGGUGCAGCCUUYAGCACAACUCGCAGAAGAACAAAGAAGUGGUCUGGAUGUUGGCCAUGGGAUGGUCAAUGGUCACUGGGAUGGGAAACAAGAUGUUGGGCUGAAAGCAAGUCAGGAAGCAAAGCYCAGACCAGAACAUUCAGGGGCCACGCUGGUCCAUGGGGCAGCACCUGCUCCAAGAGGCUCUCCUGAAACCUGCCCUGAUCCAGAUCACCUCUACAACGUGCUGUUUGUGGGGGACUCCCAUGUGGGCAAGACAUCGUUCCUGUACCGGUUACACGCCAACUCCUUCAACCCGCAUCUGACUGCUACAGUAGGGCUGGAUUACCAGAUCAAAAACCUUAUUGUGGACAACAAGCUCUUCACUCUCCGCCUGUGGGACUCAGCUGGGCAAGAAAGGUACCACAGCAUCACCAAGCAGUUUUUCCGGAAGGCAGACGGUGUCGUGCUGAUGUACGACGUCACCUCSGAGUAUUCCUUUGCGGAUGUGCGCUACUGGCUGAGCUGUAUCCAGGAGGGAGCAGAAGACGGAGUCACCAUUCUGCUGCUGGGGAACAAAACGGACUGCACUGCGGAGAGACGGGUCCCAAGAGCAGAAGGGGAGCGCCUGGCUCAGGAGCAUCAACUUACCUUUUAUGAAUGCAGUGCUGCCUCGGGCCACAAUGUCCUCGASUCCAUGGUCAGUCUAAUCAGGUUACUCAAAAUCCGUGAAGAUCAACUGAAGACCAAGGUAGAAGAGGAACCAAAGCCAGCUCGGAAGAAAUGGGGCUGCUGCUGA
Nothoprocta perdicaria is the source of this 2748-nucleotide messenger RNA. RefSeq names its product RAB44, member RAS oncogene family (gene RAB44). The transcript is spliced from 12 exons. Gene Ontology annotation, molecular function: GTP binding; GTPase activity. NCBI's taxonomy places the organism in Eukaryota, Metazoa, Chordata, Aves, Tinamiformes, Tinamidae. The coding region runs from base 1 to 2748 and encodes 915 amino acids. The record is from RefSeq and is a predicted model, not a curated record.